UUCAGUUGGGCUACCCUCCCGGCCCAGCUGCUCGGCCCGCGCUCUCUACUUCCUUCUCAAGCGAAGCCGAACCCCUCUUCCUCCUCCGCUGAUCCUCCCAAACCCGCGCCCCGAAUCUGCUGCCGCCGCUGCGUCCGUCUCGGUUUUGCCCCUCCGGUGAAGAUGCUGUCAAGGAUCUCCCGCCUCGGCGUCCACGCCCUGAGCCGGGCGAGGCUAGGUCAAAAGUCAGUAACUUCAAGGAAUCAGGAAGAACCCAUCAGAGCCUGUAUGAACUAUGUGGGUAAUCGUUCUCUAUGUUCCGCCACGGAAGCUAAAGUCAAUGACAGGAGCGAACAGCCGAAAGCUAAGAUAUCUGUGACAUUUGUUGAUAAGGAUGGCGAUGAAACGGUUAUCAAUGUUCCGAUUGGGAUGUCAAUGCUGGAAGCUGCUCAUGAGAAUGACAUAGAACUUGAAGGAGCAUGUGAGGGCUCUCUUGCAUGUUCUACCUGUCAUGUGAUUGUAACGGACGUAGACUACUAUAACAAAUUGGAAGAUCCUGAAGAUGAGGAAAACGAUAUGCUGGACCUUGCUUUUGGCCUUACAGAAACAUCUCGCCUUGGUUGCCAAGUAAUUGCAAGCCCUGAACUUGAUGGCAUAAGAUUAGCACUGCCAGCAGCUACCAGAAAUUUUGCUGUUGAUGGGCAUGUCCCAAAACCACACUGACUAAGCACUGGAUGCUGAAACGUUGUUUUUGCCCCCAACUGCGUCUGAGAAGGAACGAAAGUGACCGAUGAUUCUCACUGGUUAAGAGGCAUCGGUUGAAGCUGCUAGAUUAAUUGCUACGUAAUCGGCGGUUGGUAAACCUUCAAUUCGUCGCAGCAUAGUUUACAUCGUUACGGGGGCCGUUCGCUGCUGGGCAGAUGAACCGAUCAGCUCCGCCGCCCAAGUCGCAUUCGGAUCGUGAUCGUACCACUUGUGAAGCUGAUUAAAGCGCCGACGCCACGUGACUACAGUAGGUCGUAUGUAUCAAUGUAUGUCGUGAGACGCCGUGCUCCCAUGACCGUAACGUGUCUGCCUCCUGUGGCGCAUGUCGGGAUGGAAAGGCUCGCUCAGGCGAUGAUGCUGACGCACUGUAUCGCGUACCGUCGAACCCCCAUGUGUCGCCGGCCUGUGGCUGCUGCCCUGAUGCCAUCACAGGUUUCCGCUGUUGCUAGGCAGUGCUACGGAGUACCAUCUUUUUGGCUGUGUGUGA
Aegilops tauschii subsp. strangulata is the source of this 1231-nucleotide messenger RNA. RefSeq lists its product as uncharacterized. Gene Ontology annotation, cellular component: mitochondrion. Gene Ontology annotation, biological process: P450-containing electron transport chain. Gene Ontology annotation, molecular function: electron transfer activity; 2 iron, 2 sulfur cluster binding. The record is from RefSeq and is a predicted model, not a curated record. Lineage: Eukaryota; Viridiplantae; Streptophyta; Magnoliopsida; Poales; Poaceae.